Cydia pomonella (codling moth) is the source of this 3010-nucleotide messenger RNA. It is a transcript of the gene CPR16, whose product is annotated as pupal cuticle protein 27-like. The transcript is spliced from 4 exons. The coding region runs from base 939 to 1583 and encodes 214 amino acids. Lineage: Eukaryota; Metazoa; Arthropoda; Insecta; Lepidoptera; Tortricidae. Gene Ontology annotation, molecular function: structural constituent of chitin-based larval cuticle. The record is from RefSeq and is a predicted model, not a curated record. Gene Ontology annotation, cellular component: chitin-based extracellular matrix.
GCUAAUAGCUUCUUGACUGUACUCUAAUUAAUUAAAUGUUAAACAAAGGAAUUUUAUCGAUUUUUAUAAAAUCAAGUUAUCGGGUAUAUUUAGUACCUACCGACGCAGUCUGUAAUUUAAUUCUGUUUGUUUUCUGCGGACAUCUUUAUAUUUAGACUACACGAUUUUCAAUUUUAAGUUUGGGCUGUCUCAUUUCAAAAAUAAAUAAAGAGAAUCAUACUGUCUCUGUUUUACGCUAGAACGGGAUGAGUAAACAUAGUUUUUUUCGUCUUAUUUACUGACAAACUGAGUUUGUCAGACUGUUACUAUUUAUUUGGUUUUUUACGUGUACAAAUACUACAGAUUUAUUGCAUAAUUGUUUUUCGUGUUUCCUCGAAAACGUAUUUGUCGUGCUACUUCAGCCAACCUCAGUACUAUUUGAACCUUAGUGAAAGGGCCAUCGAGUAUCUGAAGAGUGCAAACAAAUCUCUAGAUUAAUAUUUGACUUAAAUCCAGUAACUAAAAUGCCAUACGAUAAAUAAAUACAUAGUACUAUUUGUACCGAGAGUACCGAGCCUGACUGAAUUAGCAAGACACGUUCGUGAGAUCCUUGAAAAUACGAUGGUAAAGAAUUAUUUACUCCAUCUGUAUGAUAAUUUUCCGGAAGACUGGAUUUUUUUUAUCCCCGGCGCAAAAAUGAUCAGAGUAGGGAAUUAAAUAAAAAUGUCGUCAUGUCAUCGUCGACUAAACGUGACAUAUAAAUCGUAUCGAAACCUUUCUGUCGCGCACUGUAACUGGCUCCUCGCAAUUACAGCAUUCUCCCAUUACAUUAGUACCAAGGUUUCAGAGGUCCGUUUUACCGUAAUAAGGGUAAUUUCGAAACCGUAUAAAAGUGCCCCAAUAGGGUCAACGGGCACAGUUCGAUUCUAGGUGUCAUCCGUUGAGCUUCGAUUACAAUCAUGUAUUUAUUCCACCUCACACUCCUGGCGUUUGUCGCCCUCAGUUCCACCGCCCAGCUGCCAUCCCGGAGCUACCUCCCGUCCCAAAGCCAAAGCCAGGGCAGCUUCCAGAGCCAGGGAAGCUUCGGAAACUUCCAAAGUUCCAGCUCUGGAGACACUGGGAACACACGUCCGCAGCAGGCGGCUGAGAAAAAUGCUGAUAUUUUGAAACAGGACACAGAAGUUGGAGAAUCUGGCUUCCACUACAGCUUCGAGACCUCCAACGGCAUCAGGGCUGAAGAAUCCAACAACGCUGGCCAGUCCCAAGGCGGCUUCUCGUACAAAGGCGACGAUGGCAACACCUACACCAUCACGUACACGGCCGGAGAGGGGGGUUACAAGCCCCAGGGGGCGCACUUGCCCGUAGCUCCCCCCACCCCUGAGGCUAUACUGUUGGCCCUUCAGCAGAACGCUAAGGAUGAAGCAGCUGGCAUUUUUGACGACGGAAAAUAUGACGCAGCGAAGCAUGGCGGUGGAAUGAGCUCCAGCUCAUCAGGGUCAGGAUUCAGCUCCUCCUCCUUCCACUCAUCAUCAUCAGCAGCAUCUAGCUUCGGAUCCACCAGCCAUCAGACCAGUUUCAACCCUAACACUGGAUACAGAUAUUAAAAGCGCUAAAGUAUAUCUACGCUAACUCUGCAGCAACUAAGUGUGGCAGUGGCACUAUGAACGUCUUAUCUUUACUAGAAUUGUACGUUUAUUGUCCCGCUUCUACAUGAACUGUCGGACUCGGAGAAUUCGAUUUUUGAUUUGAAGAAUUAUUUGUGUAACUUUUUUUCUUUUAAUAUUAUUUAAUUUACUUCGUUAUUAUCAUUUUUUUGUAAAAAGAGGCACAGCUACUUUGUCAGUAGAAAAAGGCAACAAAUUUAAAAAGUGUAGGCGUGAAGGUUUGAUGUUUCAAAGAAAAUUUGAAUUACGUGCCUUUUCCUACUGACAAGUUGGGUUUUUUAGUAUAAAACGACAUUUUUGCUAAUAUAUCUUCAACUGUUUUAUUCUAUCUUUUUAAUUAUUAAUUGGUAGGUAACUUUUUUAUAGAUACCGUCAUCGUCAAUAAUAGCAGAUGAAAAACGUGCCAAAAGUAUGUGCCAUCCUGUAAUAAUUUUCCAAGAAAAGUUACAUCUGUCCAGUUUCCGCUCAAAAGUAUCUGUUAGAGGUUAAUUGUUCUUCAUAUAUAGACAUAUCUCUUUUUGUUACGUUAAUAGAAACUGCUGACUGUACCUUACUUCAAAGACUGCACGUGUAAUUAAUUUUAAAACGACGAACUUGGCAUUCUCUCUGGUCAUUGAUUUGUUACGUGAAUUAUAUAUGUAUUUAAUUUUAUUAAUAAUUACCAUAAAAUGUGCCUUUUUGCUCCCCAUUGGGUGCUUCAACAGCUUUUACAUAUGAUAAGAUAAUAGUACAUUACUAUAGAGGCCGGGAAACGUAGGGUUGCAGGCCAAGUAGAUAUAUACGGCUGAGCGUAGCGAAGGCGGAUAGAGAUAUGCGGCCGGCAACCCCGUUUCUCGCCGAGAUAUGUAUAGUGCUUUUCUCAAACUUGCAAUUAAAACAAAAAUUGUAGUCAAUUUGUUUAUUGGCGACCUACUCGGCUCGCCACUCUACCAGCGGUGUACAACCUUACGCGCGUAAGUACGCGCGCCUGCGCGAUGCGCCACCGCCGCCGCCGUUGCUUAGCAACGAAUAUGCACAACAAAUCACCGUACCAAGCUAACUGAAGCUAGUUGAUGGUUGGAUACCAAGACGUUGUGUCACAAUUUGACGUUAAAAAACAAAAGUAGUAUUUCCGGACCUAAUUUGACGUAAGUCAUGUCAUCAUUUCAUAGCAAGUUUGAGAAAAGAUAGUUUAUUAUUCACGUAGGCAUAUUACAAUGCGCUUAUGAACGUCAAAUAAAGCUACACCGGCUCUAAUCCUACACAUCUGAUCCGAGAAGAUUUAAAUCCCCCCUCAAUUGUACGAGAGUAUCCCAAUAUAGGGCCGGCAAGAAACUCGGCGGGAUACAUCUUUUCAAAACAUCUUAUAAUUAACAUACAUUAAAUAA